Molecule: messenger RNA, 474 nt
Organism: Penicillium arizonense
Lineage: Eukaryota; Fungi; Ascomycota; Eurotiomycetes; Eurotiales; Aspergillaceae
Exons: 3
Coding region: 1-474 (157 amino acids)
Source: RefSeq, a predicted model, not a curated record
AUGGGAGGCGAGAUAUAUGGAAAGUCAUACAUUUUUAUUUUAGCUGCCCUUGAAUAUGUGACUAGUGCAUCACGACGAUCGCUUUGCAAGCUGCUGGCUGUCAACGAGACUACGGCCACCGGGUUACGAAGCAAAGAGACAUUAGUCAGAGUGUCCUCUUUGCCUGGGAGCGUUGAGAUCCUAGUCGCUUUCUCGAUGGAGACUUUGUUAGCAUCCAACCUGUCCAUGACCGGCAACUGGAUGUCCAUAACACAGGGUGAAGACCGCCCCGUCGCCACGCACUGCCUCUUCGCCGUCCGCCGCACACUUCUAACGCACGUUCGGCUGUUUCAUAAAUGCUUCCAGCAGGUUCUGGUUGAUAAUGUUGUCUUCCAGAAUGAGGACGUUGACUUUCGGCACAGUGCCGUCAAUAAUCAACCCGCCAAGCGCUGCACCUGGCGCUCCGGCAAGACCUUUACUGUUUUGAACUUCUGA